AAUGAAGUCAUCGUCCUCAUGGGUGCGAUAACGAUCGGAGUGUCGGGUUUCACGGAUUCCAACGACAGCGAUGGAAGAGCGACACCAACAAAAGACGGAGGGCGAUCGCCACCUCAACAUGAACGUCUAUGCGACCAAGAAGACGUUCGCGAUGGGGAUAAUGGAUAUCGCCCUCCUGUCCGCCAACGCCAACCAACUCAAGUACGUUCUGAAGGGAGGGCCUGAGGCUCCUCACUACCUCGUCAAUGUCGUCCUCAUUUCCACCAGCAUUACGCUGCAGAUCAUCAUGGGUCUGGUGAUAGUGUGGUUGGGAAAGAUGAACGUGAACGAGGACAAGACGGUCAGCAAGGCCAACAAAGUGAACAAUGUCGUCGUCACCAUCAUUAUCAUCAUCACGGUCCUCAACAUCCUCAUACCUUCCUUUGGAAUCGGGGAACCCCCCCAACCUAAUACUACCGUUUCCAUGUGAGCCAUGAGGCAUAUUCGCACCGAAGUGGAUCUCUGUUACGUGUUGAUCGAGAACGGCAGGCAAUCUUUCGGAAACAAACAUUUUGCAAACGGAACAUGGAUCGUGCCGAGUGCAUCAGUAGCAAGCAUCUGUUUAUAACAGCAAGUGUCCUCUCUUUUCAUCAAAUAAAUAAUUUCGUUAUCAUUUCUGAA
Darwinula stevensoni is the source of this 660-nucleotide messenger RNA. Lineage: Eukaryota; Metazoa; Arthropoda; Ostracoda; Podocopida; Darwinulidae. The record is from the annotation of a GenBank genome assembly.